Messenger RNA from Gigantopelta aegis, 1340 nucleotides. Its product is annotated as tumor necrosis factor receptor superfamily member 11B-like. The record is from RefSeq and is a predicted model, not a curated record. Gene Ontology annotation, molecular function: protein binding. NCBI's taxonomy places the organism in Eukaryota, Metazoa, Mollusca, Gastropoda, Neomphalida, Peltospiridae. The transcript has 5 exons. Bases 681 to 1340 code for a protein of 219 amino acids.
AUGUACAUUAAAAUAAUAGUUUUUUUUUUUUUUUAAAUUGCUAAGAGGAAAGUUUUAACAAUAAUAACUAUCUUUAUUAUAACAAUUAAUUAAAAGUAUAAUAACUAUACCAUGCUUAAAUAAAAUCUAAAACACAUUCACACCCAGCCAUAAAUUCCGCCCCUGUAGGGCGGCACAGACACUGCCAGGUGUCCGCGCCGCCAAAUCAAGGCGGAAAAACAACAUUCACGCAACCACUCUCACACUAGGUUUAGAUUAUAGUUUUUGGCCAGCUAAAGGUGCGGACCAAAUAGAAAACAUUUAUAACGGGACCGGGUUCUAAUUGGUCAGAACCCGGGCCCAGAAGGCCAAUCGCCUCAGCACCCAAUAGUUACUCAUUCCAGUAAAGGUAACAGAGAAGAGAAGACGUGCUAGCAGCGGCCAGCAAAGAAGGAAAAAAAGUGAAGCGAAAGUUUCCAUACGGUUAGGUUGAGGGAAGUAGUGAGGAGUACCGGACAGGAUAAUGUCCCAAGGUUACCCACGGCAAGACCCGGCUCUCCGGAUAUCACCGAAUGGCACCUCGGGAACACUCGUGAGCGGCAUUCAGCAAGAAGACAGAAGAAAGAAUACACAGUGUGUGUUAGAAGUGAACCGGAUCGAUAUUCGACACUCAGUAUGGAAGGAAAUUGCUGUGUAAGCUGAUGCUUGCCGUGUUUCUGUAUACGGCCUUGUGCUGCUCCUUGGUUCUCACACCGAGAUCUGACGACUUUCCUUCCAAGGAUGUUAGCCACACGUACCUGGUGGACGUACAUCUACCAGAUGGCAGCACCCGUUCAGUAACUUGUUUCAAGUGUGGUCCGGGCACCCACGUUAAGAAACACUGCUCGGAAGAUUUUCAGAACUCCACAUGUGAAGAGUGCGAGGAUGGAUAUUACAACAUAGGGUGGAAUCAAGCAGAGAGAUGCGUAAGCUGCCGUUACGUGUGUAUUGAUGAAAAUGCGAAACUGACGAAAUGUACUAAAACUGGAGAAACAGAAUGCAAAUGUAAUGUAGGAUUUACAUGGGAAGUGGAUGAUGUGGCAUUGAAUGAAAAGCAUUGCAAGCUGAACACCACGUCAGAUGUGGACGAGAGUCGAGGAACUGACCCCCCGACCAGAGGAACUGACCCCCCCAUGAGAUGUGCGGUGGUGAUCAAUGAGGAGAACGGUCAUUGUGUGAUGUGCAACAUGUGUCAACGUGGGGAGUCCAUUGAGAGGUUCGGCUGUAAGGUGGUGCAUGAGAAAAACUGUUUGAAAGACCUCCAUGGUGGCCAUCUUGAAUAUUUUAAAUUGCUCAAGGAUGAUGACUCUACACCCACCUAG